Messenger RNA from Toxotes jaculatrix (banded archerfish), 1719 nucleotides. RefSeq lists its product as uncharacterized. Lineage: Eukaryota; Metazoa; Chordata; Actinopteri; Toxotidae. The record is from RefSeq and is a predicted model, not a curated record. The transcript is spliced from 2 exons. Bases 12 to 665 code for a protein of 217 amino acids.
CGUAGGCUGAAAUGUUGCUGAAUGCCACCUGUUCGAACGAGAUCUUCCGAGGGGACGAAAAAGACAACAAGUCAGCCGGGUCAGCUUCGGAACAGAGUGUCUCCAUCGUCCUCUCAGCCAUCAUGCCUCUCGUCAGUCGUGAUUUUGGUCAGAAAGUUUUUGAGAAAAUAACAACUGCUGUGAGUACGUUCCUGCUGAUCGGCCUCUUCUCCAUUCUGCAGUACAUAUUUGACAUGGAAUUUGGGUGCUCGUGCCGACCUGGUCUACAUCUGAAUGGUGUACUGUACCUGGUGGCCCCCCCUUUGAUCCUCACCUUCGUUGUCAACCUCACGGAGCCUUUCCACAGGAAGAAGACUUUUUCCAGCCAACGUCUUUUUUACUGCAAUCGCUACAAUAACUGCUGCACCAAUGUUUGUAAGUUGUUGGUCAAGUAUAUCAGUAUUGGUGUUGUGUGGGUGGCCACUGUUCUGUUUGAUGGAGACUGGUACUUCUGUCUGAGGACAAACUUCAACGUCUCUCAGACGGGAAUUCCUUGCAAGAAAAAUCUGACCUACGAGGAGGAGCUCAUCAAAAAGGCUUACAAGACCGACUCACUUGACUUUGGCUUUUACGUCAUCUGUGGGUUUUUAUGUCUUUGGAGCUUAAUUGAAAUGAGAAGAGUCUAAUGCAUCAGAAAGAGCGGACAGAAAUGUUGCAAAGUGUCCACCACGGACCUGUGUCCUCCCUACUACAGCGUAGCUUAUGAAGAUCUUCUGGCCAUGCAAGUGAGCAGGCAUUUGAGCGAAGAGCUACAAGAACUAGCAACAAAAAGGGCAAAAGCAAUCUGUAAGCCCUACCUUGAAGUUAUUAAAAAUCAUGAGCUGCAAUCAAACAGUAAUCCUGAUGAGAACGACGUUUUGGACGCGUGGAAGAAAAUUUCAGCCUUUGAUUUCUACUUGAUGGAAAGAAUAGAAGAGGAUUCACAAACAGGACAAAGAGGAGAAACAGAAGAAACAGGACAAAGAGAAGAAACAGAAGAAACAGAAGAAACAGGACAAAGAGAAGAAACAGAAGAAACAGGACAAACAGGACAAAGAGAACAAACAGGACAAACAGGACAAACAGGACAAACAGCACAAACAAGACAAACAAGACAAACAAGACAAACGGGACAAACAGGACAAACAGGACAAACAGAAUAAGUGCCAUUACAUUCAGAAGCUCCAGAGCAGAUGCUGGGGGGAGUGAAGUCUUCUUCCCCUUGUUAGGGAUAGCACCAUCUGAAGGGGGAACAGACUUUGCACGAGACAUCUCUGCUUAAAUACAACUUCACUCAGAGAAAUGUGAAUGAGUUUGUGGUGGAAAUUAUAUUUUGUAACUGUAUCUUACAAUAAUAUAUUAAUGUUAUGAAUAUGAUUGUAGUAUAAAAAAGUGUAGGCGGCACAGUGGUGCCUUGGUUAACACUGUCGCCUCACAGCAAGAGAAUUCCAGGUUCAAACCCCAGUCUGGGCUCUUCUUCUCCUGUGCGGGUUUUCUCUGGGCACCACAAUCUCAAAAACAUGCACAUUAGGUUAACUGGCUUCUCUACACUAAUGUAUGGAUAUAAAAAAUUCUAUUUAAUUAUAAUUACUUGUCCAUGCUGCAACAGUUUUCAAAGAUUAUCGAAAAGUUGUCUGUUUUAAAAUGUCAUGCUUUUUUGGAAAAGAACAAGAAGAACGGUUCAUUGAAUUGAUUGAAAAA